AUGCGUGGGAGCCGGGCGUGGAGGCGGGGUAUGUAUAACGGCGGGCCUAACGAGCUCCGUCUAAGGGAUUUGCAUAAGCUCAAAGAGCUCUGUCUGAUCGCCAGGGAUGUUGAGCCUCAACCCGUUGUGGCUAUGAAGUACCGGAGUGGGCCGAGAGGAUCUUUUGUAGAAGGCCAAAUCAUCCCGCGCUGUGAAAAAAAUGCUGGAAUGGUAGAGCGCAUGGACUGGAGUAUUUGCCAUGGUUUUGACUACCUUGAGGCCCCUGGAGAGCUGGACAGCACUUGUGUGAUUUUCAUGUCCGACAACGGCACCGAAGGAGCUUGCAUGUCCUACAAGCGGGCACAAAGUAGUGUCACGGACACAUUCUCCUGUUUGGUAUAUGUCUAA
Penicillium canariense is the source of this 387-nucleotide messenger RNA. Its product is annotated as arylsulfatase. Lineage: Eukaryota; Fungi; Ascomycota; Eurotiomycetes; Eurotiales; Aspergillaceae. The record is from RefSeq and is a predicted model, not a curated record. The coding region runs from base 1 to 387 and encodes 128 amino acids. The transcript has 2 exons.